AUGGAUCAUGCAGAGAAGACUACCCAGUGCAGGAAGUUUGUGGCGGCCCUGCUGGCGUCCCGCCACUCCGCCGAGCUGCUCAGAUUCCCAGAGAGAUCCACAGAAAUCGGCAAACUUCUGAGCUCUUACCUGAAGAAGAAGAGCAACAUGGAAGACCACACAGUGCAUCUCCUUUUCUUUGCCAAACCGUUAGGAACAGAGAAUUUUUCGUUAGAGUGGUGUAAGCAGCCUGAUGUGGGACUCCCGAAGCCAGACCUGAUCCUCUUCCUUAAGCUGAGCUCCUGGGAAGCAGCAAAGCGGAGAGACUUUGGCAAAGAGCAUUACAAAAACAACGCUUUCCAGGAGAAAUACCUGCCGCGUUUCUACCAGCUCAUGAAAGAUGAUUCGUUAAACUGGAAGACCAUCAAUGCUUCUCAGAGCAUAGAAGAUUGA
Messenger RNA from Dromiciops gliroides (monito del monte), 432 nucleotides. RefSeq names its product thymidylate kinase-like. The record is from RefSeq and is a predicted model, not a curated record. Bases 1 to 432 code for a protein of 143 amino acids. Gene Ontology annotation, molecular function: dTMP kinase activity. The transcript has 2 exons. Gene Ontology annotation, cellular component: cytosol; cytoplasm; mitochondrion. Lineage: Eukaryota; Metazoa; Chordata; Mammalia; Microbiotheria; Microbiotheriidae. Gene Ontology annotation, biological process: dUDP biosynthetic process; dTDP biosynthetic process; dTTP biosynthetic process.